UCCUCCUCCUCCUCCUCCUCCCAGCAUUUUUUUUUUUUUUUUUUUGAGACAUGGCCCGGGCCGUGGCUUCUGAAAGAGGAACAAGUGUGGGAAAAGGGAGAGGAAGCCGGAGCUAAAUGACAGGAUGCGGGCGACUUGAGACACAAAAAGCGACGCGUUUCUCUCGGAUCGGGGCAUUGCCUCGCUGCUCUCCCUUCCCCGGGCCGGACUGAGGGUCUCGCGGAGCCGGCGGAGUUGGGGCGCUGCGGAUCCCCGCGCCCUGUGCCCGGCGUUUCCCGCUCGCUCUCCUCUCGCCCCGGACCGGCGCAGCCAGGAUGGACGCGCGGCUGCCGCUGCUCUGCGCCGCGCUCGCCCUCGCCCUCGCCCGGGCCGGCGCCUUCCGCAACGAUAAAUGUGGCGGUACUAUAAAAAUUGAAAGUCCCGGGUACCUCACAUCUCCCGGCUAUCCUCAUUCCUAUCACCCAAGUGAAAAAUGUGAAUGGCUGAUUCAGGCUCCGGACCCCUACCAGAGAAUUAUGAUCAACUUCAAUCCACACUUUGAUUUGGAGGACAGAGACUGCAAGUAUGACUACGUGGAAGUCAUCGAUGGAGAAAAUGAAAAUGGACGUUUAUGGGGAAAGUUUUGUGGGAAAAUUGCCCCUUCCCCUGUAGUGUCUUCGGGACCAUUUCUUUUCAUCAAAUUUGUAUCUGACUAUGAAACACAUGGUGCAGGAUUUUCCAUUCGUUAUGAAAUUUUCAAGAGAGGUCCUGAAUGCUCCCAGAACUACACAGCAUCUACUGGCGUGAUAAAGUCCCCCGGAUUCCCUGAAAAAUAUCCCAACAGCCUUGAAUGUACUUAUAUUAUCUUUGCACCAAAGAUGUCUGAGAUUAUCCUGGAAUUUGAAAGCUUUGACCUGGAGCUUGACUCAAAUAAUCCAACGGGGAUGGCUUGUCGCUAUGACCGGCUAGAAUUCUGGGAUGGAUUCCCUGGGGUCGGCCCUCACAUCGGUCGUUUCUGUGGACAAAAAACACCAGGUCAGAUCCGUUCUUCAUCGGGCAUUCUCUCCAUGGUUUUCUAUACCGACAGCGCGAUAGCCAAAGAAGGCUUCUCAGCCAACUACAGCAUCUUGCAGAGCAGUUUCUCAGAAGAUUUCAAGUGUAUGGAACCCCUGGGCAUGGAGUCGGGAGAGAUUCACUCCAGCCAGAUCAAAGCCUCUUCCCAGUACAGCACCAACUGGUCUGCAGAGCGCUCCCGCCUGAACUACCCCGAGAACGGGUGGACUCCGGGCGAAGAUUCCUUCCGAGAGUGGAUACAGGUGGACCUGGGCCUCCUGCGCUUUGUCACCGCUAUUGGAACCCAGGGUGCUAUUUCUAAGGAAACAAAGAAGAAAUAUUACGUUAAGACUUACAGAGUAGACAUCAGCUCCAAUGAGGAUGACUGGAUCACCAUAAAAGAAGGAAAUAAAGCUGUUAUCUUCCAAGGAAACACCAACCCCACAGAUGUGGCUUUUGGAGUUUUUCCCAAACCACUGAUAACUCGAUUUAUCCGAAUCAGACCUGUCUCUUGGGAAACUGGUGUAUCCAUGAGAUUUGAAGUCUACGGCUGCAAGAUAACGGACUACCCGUGCUCCGGAAUGCUGGGCAUCGUGUCUGGCCUUAUCUCCGACUCCCAGAUCACAGCGUCCAACCAAGGGGACAGGAGCUGGAUGCCGGAGAACGUCCGCCUGAUGAGCAGCCGCUCGGGCUGGGCCCUGCCCCCCGCCCCGCACCCGUACACCAGCGAGUGGCUGCAGGUGGACCUGGGCGAGGAGACCAUGGUGAGGGGCGUCAUCAUCCAGGGCGGGAAGCACCGGGAGAACAAGGUGUACAUGAGGAAGUUCAAGGUCGGGUACAGCAACAAUGGCUCCGACUGGAAGAUGAUCAUGGACGACAGCAGGCGCAAGGCCAAGUCUUUUGAGGGCAACAACAAUUACGAUACACCUGAGCUACGGACUUUUCCACCUAUUUCCACGCGAUUCAUCCGGAUCUACCCCGAGAGGGCCACUCACGGCGGCCUGGGCCUACGGAUGGAGCUGCUGGGCUGUGAUGUGGAAGCGCCAACAGCUGGACCGACCACUCCCAACGGGAACCCAGUGGACGAAUGUGACGACGACCAGACCAACUGCCACAGCGGAACAGGUGAUGACUUCCAGCUCACAGGGGGUACCACUGUGCUGACCACAGAAAAGCCAACGGUAAUAGACAGCACAAUACAAUCAGAGUUUCCAACAUAUGGUUUCAACUGUGAGUUUGGCUGGGGCUCUCACAAGACAUUCUGUCACUGGGAACAUGACAGCCACGUGCAGCUCAAGUGGAGUGUGCUCACCAGCAAGACAGGACCCAUCCAGGACCAUACAGCAGGAGAUGGCAACUUCAUCUACUCCCAAGCUGAUGAAAAUCAGAAGGGCAAAGUGGCCCGCCUGGUGAGCCCUGUGGUCUAUUCCCAGAACUCCGCCCACUGCAUGACCUUCUGGUACCACAUGUCUGGGUCUCACGUCGGCACACUGAGGGUCAAACUGCGUUACCAGAAGCCGGAGGAAUAUGAUCAGCUGGUCUGGAUGGCCAUCGGGCACCAAGGCGACCACUGGAAGGAAGGGCGUGUCUUGCUCCACAAGUCUCUGAAGCUUUACCAGGUGAUUUUUGAGGGCGAAAUCGGAAAAGGAAACCUUGGCGGAAUUGCAGUGGAUGACAUUAGUAUUAAUAACCACAUUUCACAAGAAGACUGUGCAAAACCGGAUGACCUGGAUAAAAAGAACACGGAAAUUAAAAUCGAUGAAACAGGGAGCACCCCCGGAUACGAGGGCGGGGGAGAAGGCGACAAGAACAUCUCCCGGAAACCAGGCAAUGUGCUGAAAACCCUGGACCCCAUCCUCAUCACCAUCAUAGCCAUGAGUGCACUGGGGGUCCUGCUGGGGGCCGUGUGCGGGGUCGUGCUCUACUGUGCCUGCUGGCACAACGGGAUGUCCGAGAGAAACUUGUCUGCCCUGGAGAACUACAACUUUGAACUCGUGGAUGGAGUGAAGUUGAAAAAAGACAAACUGAAUACACAGAGUUCCUAUUCGGAAGCAUGAAGUCGGGCGGAAGCUGGAAGUGGAGGACGUGACUCGAGCGUGCUGGGGAAGGUCAUCCGCUUUCACGGUCAGGCUGGAAAGUGCGGGGAUGACGCUGAGCCAGGCUUUUCUCAGGAGCUUCGAUGCACACGGCCGACAGACAGCGACAGUGAGCUGUGUCCACAAUCGCAAUCAUGUACAGUCAGCUUCUUCUGUUGGUUUCAUUUGAAUAAUCAGAUGCUGGUGUUGAGACCAAGCAGGAUGGACUUCACGACUCAUUUUGACUCUCCCUGCCUCUCCCCUUCCCCCUCUUCCUUUGAUGGCUUCUUUUGAAAACUGCAGAAUCCAAGAUGCUGGCACCACGUGUAUUCCGAGGGGCCCUUCCGACGGACGUACGGCUGGUUGCCCAGUGCCCAGAAUACAUCAGCCUAAGCGCACUUCAGUGGACUCCCAAAGUCAGUCCUGUGUAUAAUUCCCCGUGUGUGCAGAGAGGAAGGACUCGGGUGUUUUAUUUUCAAAGCACUGUAGCCUCCAUACCGAUAAAGCGUGCCAGCUCUGUUUAUGAAGCAAUACCGUCACAUUUUUCUUGAUGUUCUCCAGUGUUGUACUAAAUCCCGUGCUCGUGAACGCCGUACGGGAAACUGUGCCGUCACCAAACUCUGCUGGCAACCAACUGGGCGUACUGCUGACAACCACAACAGAAGUCCUUGGCACUGGCUCGUCUGUGUCCUCUCAAGUGCCUUUUUGUUUGUACUGGUUCAUUGUGUUACGUUCUCGACCCACUCUGUUUCCUGCUGAGGAAAGCCCUCCUCUUUCACCAAGCCCUGGUGGCCCACUGACUAAGAAGAAAGUAUAUUUUAGUGCGACAUGUCAGUGCCCGGGAAGGCGAGGGCUCUGAAGACUUGGCACAGUGGCUUAAUUGUUCUACUUUUUCUGUGGUUCAAUUUCAUGUCUCUUGACCCUUUUGUAUAAAGCUGCAAUAUUCUCUCGUAUUGUUCUUUCAUAUGGAAUGUAUUUUCAAAUGUAAACUCUUUGCCCUCUCUCUCUCCUUCUCUCUCUCUCUCUCUCUCUCUCUCUCUCUCUCUCUCUCUCUCUCUGUCUGUCUUCUUUUCUCUCUUAGAAUUUAAGCAUUUGCCAUUGUCCAGAAAAGAAACUCGCAGCUUUAACCUGCUGGUAAUGGCGAGCAAUUUGACUAGACUUUAUGUUUAAGAAUAAAUAAAUAAAUAAGGGAAAUUCCUAACUUUACCCUCCAAAGUCUAACUUUGGUUUUCUUGUUAACUGGUUAAAGUGACAGUAUCUUUUUUCCGAAAGCCAUUUUUCUGUCUAUUCUAAUCAGAAUAAGGUUCAGUAGAAAUGUUUGGGUCUAAUGGAAAUAGUGAUCAGCUGAAGGAAGAAAUAAUACUAAUUAGCUUUCAAGUGAGACCCAAAGGAAGGACUGAAUAAUAUCUUCUAAAUAUCUAAAAAAAAAUGAAAUUUUUAUAUAUGAAUGUGCAAAAAUAACCCAUGAGAACCUUUUUGUUUUGAUAUUAAGUCGGACCUGGGAAGUGAAAGGGACAAUAGUUAAUUUAAGAAAAAGAUUUUAAAUCCUGAUGGUUGUUGGUGAAUUAUUUUAAGAUAAUGGUGGAAGGGCAUGUGAAGUCAAAACAAGCAUUUUUAAACAUCCAUUCAGCGGCAAGCUCCCCAAAAUAGACUUGAACAAACGCUUCUAGAAACUUCGAGUCUCAUGAGGAAAAAGCCUGUCUCAGCCUGAUAAAGCCUACACCUCUGACAGCACAGAAUAGUAAAUAUCUUAGAGGCAGCGUGUGAGUUUACCCAGAGAAGCACUAUUAUUUUGGUGUAGCUCCUCAUGCCAGGCUGUAAUAAGAGUUUUUACCCCUUUCUCCUUUCCUACAUUGCUGUAGGUCUCCCUCAAAUAUAUCUGUUGGGAGCCAUAUUUGCAUCAUGGAUGGAAUAGUCCAUUCAUCUUGAUUUAAUUGGAUUGAGAAUGCCUUUCAGUUCCAGGAAAAUAUUGAUUACCAAGAAAGAAGAAUAGGUUUUUGUCCCCAGGGGCAUUCAUUCAGUUCUUAUAAUCAUGCCAGGAGAAAAGCAAUGAGCAAGACUUGACUUCAUUUUUGUCCUAGCCAAGGAAAAAUGAUACUGCAACUUUAAAUUUUAAAGUAUCUUGCACUGAUAAAUAUAUUUAAAAAUUAUAUGUUUAUAAAGUUAUUAAUUUGUAAAGGCAGUGUUAUAAAAUAUUCAGUUUAUAUUGUUUUAGAUUGUUUCGUAAUUUUUAAAGGUGUAAAAUAACAUAUUUUUUCUUUAUUGAAAUCUAUAAAACUUUCUGUAGUAAAAUGUUUUCAUUUUACUGGUAUGUUAUUGCUUCAUGUUUUGUACCAUCAUAAAAUUUUGUGCAAAUUUUUUUUACAGAAAUUUUUAUUUUCUAUGACAAUAUGACACUUGUAAAUUGUUGUUUCAGAAUGAACAGCGAAGCCUUAACUUUAAAUGACAUUUGUAUUCUCAGACUCUGAGUAGCAUAAAAACCACAUAGAACUGAACUGUAACUUAAAUUCCAAACUAUGACUACUACAUUCCAAAGAAACAGUUGAUUAAACAUUUUCAUAAAUAUUUCAAACCUGAUGGCUUUUAUUAUAGUAGCUUUGUUCUUGUUAAAGAAGUUGCUGUUAUCUCACCAUCCAGUAACUUUUAAGAUUUUCUAAAAUUCUUUUUUUAAAAUAUCCUCCUAAGGUAUGAAGAUUAAGAAGAUAUUUCCUGAACAGAAUACAGAACCAAAUCAGAUAAUGUUAACAGAGAGAAUACAAAAUUUGGCUUGAUAAGUGGAGAUUUUUCAAUUCCAAAUUGUGUGUCCAUGUUCUGUAGUCCACUUGGUAAAGUUUGUUUCAUGAUAUUCACAAGUAACUGUUGGUAAGUUUUGUUCUUGUAGAAAAUAAAUAAAUCUCUUUGUACACGCA
Messenger RNA from Heterocephalus glaber (naked mole-rat), 6016 nucleotides. It is a transcript of the gene Nrp1, whose product is annotated as neuropilin 1. NCBI's taxonomy places the organism in Eukaryota, Metazoa, Chordata, Mammalia, Rodentia, Bathyergidae. Gene Ontology annotation, molecular function: semaphorin receptor activity; vascular endothelial growth factor receptor activity; vascular endothelial growth factor binding. Gene Ontology annotation, biological process: response to wounding; axon guidance; vascular endothelial growth factor receptor signaling pathway. Gene Ontology annotation, cellular component: axon; plasma membrane; focal adhesion. The record is from RefSeq and is a predicted model, not a curated record.